Messenger RNA from Pygocentrus nattereri (red-bellied piranha), 4788 nucleotides. It is a transcript of the gene gnpat, whose product is annotated as glyceronephosphate O-acyltransferase. The transcript has 16 exons. Gene Ontology annotation, biological process: ether lipid biosynthetic process. Gene Ontology annotation, cellular component: peroxisomal membrane; mitochondrial membrane. The coding region runs from base 109 to 2115 and encodes 668 amino acids. The record is from RefSeq and is a predicted model, not a curated record. Lineage: Eukaryota; Metazoa; Chordata; Actinopteri; Characiformes; Serrasalmidae. Gene Ontology annotation, molecular function: glycerone-phosphate O-acyltransferase activity.
CCAGCUGUAAGGCGUUUAUUUGAACCCUGAAGACAGUCCGCUGUGUGUUUAGGUCAUUGUAGCUGGCCAGCUGACCCCUCAUGCUUUUGUUCGACGUCCUGAAUCGACAUGGCAUCUAAAUCACUCUAUUCGGGCAGAGACCCGGUGCUGAAGAAGAGGGAUGACUUUGAGGACGUUCUUGAAGAGAGACGCAACUCCAGUGAUUUGAGAUAUGCUCUCAGGUGCUACACGCCCGCUCUCUAUAAAGGCCUGGUGCCCUGCAAGGCCAGCAUGCUCAAAAGCAUCGUCCUCCAGUCUGACUCACUGCAGUAUGUCGUCGGCCAGGUCUCAGCGGAGUGUGGCGAGUCUCGGGAGGCGGUUCAGGAGGAGGCGGCUCUGCUGCUGGAGGAAAUGGCCCACCGGCUGCAGCUCGGCACCAUCCGCUUCUUCGCCUUCACGCUCAGCAAAGCCUUCAAAGCGCUCUUCCGCGGUGUGUGUGUCAACGAGGAGGGCAUUCAGAGACUUCAGCAGGCCAUUCAGGAGCACCCGGUGGUUCUUCUGCCCAGUCACCGCAGCUACAUGGACUUCCUGAUGAUGUCCUACAUCCUGUACACAUACGACCUGGCUCUGCCCGUCAUCGCCGCGGGAAUGGAUUUUAUUAGUAUGAAGUUCGUGGGAGAGAUGCUGCGGAUGUCCGGAGCGUUUUUUAUCCGUCGAUCGUUCGGAGGUGAUAAACUCUACUGGGCUGUCUUCUCGGAGUAUGUGAAGACCAUGCUGAGAAACGGAUACGCACCAAUCGAGUUCUUCCUGGAAGGGACACGAAGCCGAACGGGGAAAUCACUGACACCUAAGACAGGUCUGUUGAAUAUAGUGAUGGAGCCGUUUUUUAAAGGUGAAGUGUUUGAUGUUAAUCUGGUUCCGGUCAGUAUCAGCUAUGAGAGGAUUUUAGAGGAAUCUCUUUACGCUCGGGAGCUGCUUGGAGUGCCGAAACCCAAAGAGUCCACGUCUGGUCUGUUGAAGGCUCGACGGAUCCUCAGUGAGGAUUACGGCAGUAUGCAUGUGUAUUUUGGUCACCCCGUGUCCAUCCGCAGUUUGGCUCAGGGACACAUCAGCCGCUCCCAGCACAACCUGCUGCCCAGGCACAUUCCCCAGAAGCCGACUGCGGACACUCAGGCGUUUGUGAACGACACCGCAUUCCGGUUGGUGCGUCUGCAAGAGGAGAACAUGGUGCUGAAGCCGUGGGUUCUCCUGGCCACGCUGCUGCUGCAGAACCCGGACGGGAUGGACCUGUCCACACUGACCGAACAGGCCGACUGGCUCAGACGCCUCGCUCUGGCCUUUGGGGCGUUUUUAGACUGGCCUGACCAUGAACCCUGCAGUAAGGUGAUCAGCUCCAGUCUGGCCCUCCACAAGAACCUGGUGUGUGUGUCGGGUGGCCGCGUGCGAUUGGUCGUUGAAGAGCUGCCGGGGGCGGAGUCGGCGACCGAAGAGGCGGGGUUUAACCGCGCGGUCAGUGUGCUCUCCUGCGCCUCCUACAGGAAUCAAAUACUGCACCUGUUCGUGCGGCCGGCGCUAAUCGCUGUGGCCAUGCAGACGGCCAACUGCAGCAGGAAAGACGAGGUCUUUAACUGCUUUAACUUCCUGCGGAACGUGUUCUCCAACGAGUUUAUCCUCUGCCCAGGAGCAGCGGUGCAGGACUUUGAGGAAGCGUGUUAUCUGCUGGGGAAGUGUGGUGCAGUUCAGGAGUUACAGCAGGACCUUGUUAUGUCCCAGAGUGGACAGACCACACUGGCCUUUCUGUGUUCUGUUCUGGACCCGUUCCUGCAGGGAUAUCAGGUUGUGUGCCGGUAUCUGUGUGAGGAAUUGGAGGAGAAUCUUCUGGAGAAUAAGUUUGUUCCUGCUGUGAGAAGCUUCACUCUCCAACUCAUUCUCUCAGGAAGUCUGAAGUGUUAUGAAGCCUUAUCAUCAGAUUUGCAGAAGAAUGCUUUAGCUGCCUUGAUACGGUUGAAGGCUGUCAGGAGAGUUAAAGCUGGUGAUCAGGUGACACUGAAGGUCAACAAGAUUGCCGUGAACUCAUUGGAGGACACGUUGGGGGGUAAAAUUCCUACCCAGAAACCUGUCCUCGCUCGGCUGUAAACACACACACACACACACACACACACACACACACACACACACACACACACACACACACACACUCCCCUCGUCGUGUGGAGAGCCAGCCUGAACUGCCUUCAUUACCAUAAUGGCAAAUUUCGCGAAGCGCCGUGGCUUUGCCGACUACAAAGACUGUUUGUCAUCGAGCUUUAAAAAGACUUCACGGGUUCACCAUCUGGGACACGCUCUCUACGAUAUGGGCCUUUCUCCCCCUCUCUGUCACACUGUCUCCCUCUUUCCCUUCCACAUCUCCCUCUCUCUUCUGCUUUUAACGUGUCUCGUAGAAAGAUCCUUCCUGUGUGAUCAACCUCCUCUCCUCCUUUGAGGUCUUCCCAGCCCUCUCUAAUAUGACUGGGCACAUGAAGGCCCCGCUGCAAAAAGUGAUAUCUUGGCACGUGAAAGCACCUUGAAUGUAGGUGAUACGUCUCAUAUUUCUCAUUGUGAGGUCUUUGAAUAUUUAAACAACAUACAGUCAUAUGCAGAAGUUUGAAUACCCCCAGUCAAAUGACAUCACGGCUGUCUGGACAAAACCUCGUAUCUCCAUUUUUGUCGCGACAUAAUUUGAAAAUGCAUGUUGUCCUUCACACCGUGUGUACAUGUCAUGAUGCAUGGACCAAAGGAAACAGCCAAAAACGACUUGGACAGACGUCUGGUUCCCCUGACUUGCAUUAAAAGUAAUGUUAUUAUUUUACAAUACAAGAUUUUGUUCAGACAACAGCGACAUGUUUUGUUGAUUUAAGGUAACACACCCUAUACAAGUAACUUAAAUGUGAGCAUUUUAGUGUAAUAUUUCUAACGUUUUGUGGAAUAAAAUAAAACAUAAUAUAAAACCAUGUCAUGACUUUUACACAGGCCACAUUAUUUUCUCGCCUAGUAUGUUAAUAAACAUUAAUUGUGUGUUAAAAUGUUCAGCUGUUUGUUCUGCGUAGGCAGCUAACUUUCACUUGAAAUCAACAAGAGGUAAUUUGAUCAGGGUGUCAAGCCUUUUGCAUACAACGGCAUUCCUAUAGACACGCCUAAUUUACUUAUCGUACUAGACUAGGUUUUAGUCGUUUCAGUAAAAAAUGUAUUAAAAAAUCACUUUAUAAUUUCUCACUGACAUCAUUUGAGCACAACCGUCGUCCAUUACAUUGUGUGGAAAUUUCGUGAUGAAUGGAUAAAAUAAAUAAAACCACUUUACAUUAACUUGCGUCUAAAUUUAAGAACGUUCUUGCUGUCAUCCUUAGGAUGUUUUUGGGCAGUGACGAAGAAUAAAAUGCCUAGAAAUAUGUUAAAUAAUCCUCUAGAGCCAGUUUCCCAAAACUGGAUUAAGCCUAAACCUAGACCUGGAAGAGUUUUCAGUGUUCGCACUCCAUCGACAAUGAACUUCAGUCCAAGUUUAGGAUUUAUCAACCAGGAAAACAGCACAGCACAGGAAAACGCAAUCUCUCAAUGAGAAAUAUUAGAAAUGAUCCAUAUCCUCAAGAUGGUUUUUGCAGUGCAAUGCUCUUCUUUCCAUCUUUUUUUCAUCCGUUUUCAUCCUUUCUUGCCUUCCAACAAUGUCUGUGACAGCUGGACCCGAGGAGACUACACUUCCACUACGAAAAGUUACUGUUUUGAAAACUCUGAGUUUGCUUUGUUUCCUUUUUUUUUUUUUUUUAACUCACUUAUUCUGCUCGAUUUGGGUGUUUUCUCUUUGCACUCUUUAUUUAUUUCAUUGUAUUCUUUUCUUUGCACAUCAGCGUGAAUUUUCACCAGUGUUUUGCGUGGGAUUAGAGUGUAAGCUUUCCGAGAAAUGUUACAAAAAUGCCACCUUGGCUUUAUUCGCUUUAAUUUUAUGUUUAGGAGUUACUGAACUGAAUAGUAUAAAUUCACGCCAAACGUUUAUCGCUCCUACUGCCAUUCUUCUAAGUUUCAGUCAUAUGAACAAAGUAACCAAAUGCGAUUAUAUAGGGACGUCAGGUGUUUACAUGUGCUUAGUUUUUUUUUUUCUUCUUAAUUUUCUUAGUAGAAAGCUGCGAAAAAAGGAGAACCCUGGGUUUUUAUACUGUAUAGCAGCACAUGCAAACAACUUAAGAGAAAAUGUAUUGUGGAUUGUUCUUUGUUGUCCGUCCUCAAACUAGUUUGUGUAACAGAAGAAGAAUUUUACUUUAAUGCCCUGGAUACAGGCUAUAUUUUCUGAGCUUUAUGAGGUGUUGAAGAUUGAGACGACUAGAAAGGAGGGAAGCUCGUUAUGCAAUUGGCUGAAUGUUUGUGUCUCAAUAAAACUCCAUCUGGGUGAUGUUGAGGUUUAAAUGAUACAGCUGCAAAGGACAGCCUGGAUGGAUGAUGCAAUAUAAUGUGUGAUGGGUCAUUUAGAGAGUGCCUAGUAGGUGGGAUUGUUCAGCUCAGGCACACCCAGUAAACCUGGCAGUUAACAGGCAUGAGUCAUAUACAUUACAGUUUCUGCAUAAUUCACAGUUACAUCACCACUCUAAACAAAGAUCACUACAGUUUCUUGUUUGCGGAGCAUGGAUAGGCCGCUUUGACCGCAGUCUAGACCCGAGAUCGGCAACCCAAAUGUUAAAAAGAGCCAUUUUUUUGCUUUCAACAAAAGUCAAACCACUUUGGGAGCCACAUUUUAUGUCCAUUUAAUUGCAGUAAUGUGUGCAUUUACAUAUAUAGCCAUCUUGG